Molecule: messenger RNA, 585 nt
Organism: Fopius arisanus
Lineage: Eukaryota; Metazoa; Arthropoda; Insecta; Hymenoptera; Braconidae
Product: leucine-rich repeat extensin-like protein 5
Exons: 1
Coding region: 1-585 (194 amino acids)
Source: RefSeq, a predicted model, not a curated record
AUGCCGACCAGUGGAAGAGUCCCCUAUGAAAGGGGGAUAUACUCACUCCCCCUAGGUGAGGAAGCUCCCCCACCAUCCUACCCCUCGGCGGCCAGGCGAGCACAGGAGGAGAUUCUGGCCCAGGCCAGGUACGAGACCAAGCGGGAGAGAUGGAGAGCCCAGGCGGAAGCAUCGGAGAAGCCCCAGAAAAAACCGCAGGACCAGCCCCAGGAACCGCCCCAGGAGAAAACCCCCCACAAGCCCCUGACAAAACCCCCCCUAGACGACGACGAGGUCGACCCCUGCGACGUCUCCCUACACCCUCGACAACCCCCUCGACCAACUCCCCAUCGCCGCCCGACUCAGACGACGACUUUUAGAUGGCCCCCCAGACUCCCAAUCGUUUCCUUAAAGACCUCAUCAGCACCCUCGCCCUGCUUCCCCUACAGGUCCGCCCAACAGUCCCCACCCGACGCCCAGCCACCACACCCUCAACACCCACCCUUACCCAGACCUCGCCCACCCAGCGCCGCGGUCCUCCCCCCUCGCAGCCCAUCAUCGUCCUACCCCAUUCACCACGCCGAUCCUCCUCUGCCCCGGCCCUGA